Messenger RNA from Porites lobata, 314 nucleotides. The record is from the annotation of a GenBank genome assembly. Lineage: Eukaryota; Metazoa; Cnidaria; Anthozoa; Scleractinia; Poritidae.
AUGAUACUUGUCGUAUAUAAACAUGAUAGAUCGUCAGCCGCCUUAGCAAAACAGCUACGGUUCAACCACAGAGGUUUGACAGUCAGUAGUCAGGAUAGAUCAGCAGUAACAAUGAUGGCGAUUGUAAUAGUCGUGUUUCUCGUCUGCUAUGGAAUAUAUUUGCGCUGCAGUUUAGUAUCACUUCUUUAUUAUCCCCGUUGUAAUGAUAAAGUCUAAAAUACCCGUGCGUGUUAGUCCUGAAUUCUGCCAUCAACCCUUGGGUCUAUGCAUUCUUCAAGAGGGAUAUAAAGAAGGAGAUGAUUAAGAAAUUGAUU